AUGGACAAAAAUAAUUUAGACGACGACUUGCCACAACCAUCGAAUAGUAAGGUUUAUGCUGGAUAUAAAGUAUCUGACUAUUCAACUGGAAAAGGCAGAUAUCAGGUUGAUGAGCCUGAGAUAGAAUAAAGGAAGCAGCAGAAGCAGGAGUUCUUCAAACAGCUUGAAUCAGAUGCAGACCUAGAUUACAAGAAAAAGCAUAAGCUCGGAAAAGAUCAACAAUAAUUCAAAUCAGAGUAUCAGAGUACAAGACAAGCUCUUAAAGAGUUUUCUCCUUUCCAAUGGAAAAGGCAAUUAGAAUAUGUAAAAGGACUAACGCCAGAGGAGUAUGAAGCAGUUCUAGAUUCUGUCAAUGAAUUUAAGCUCAAUGCUAAAUACUAUAGCUUUGCAUUCACGGGGCUUUCUCUCGGCUUUACUUAUUGGCAAAGAACAUUUUUACCGAGAGGAUUUUACCCAUUCUCAGUAUUUAUGGGUUGCUUUGCUGGUUGCAUGUACGCAACCCUAAAGACUGGCUGGUAUUUUGUCGAGAAAAUUGAUAGACUUGGGAAGGAUUAUGAAAUAUCUAGGGUCAUGAAGCAGGAUAUCUUUGAUACUAGACCAGAUUUAGACUCAGGUAUGAGAGCUUAGUAUUAUCAGCAUCAGCAAAAUGAAAGAGAUAAAUGA
This is a messenger RNA of Stylonychia lemnae, 663 nucleotides long. The record is from the annotation of a GenBank genome assembly. Lineage: Eukaryota; Ciliophora; Spirotrichea; Sporadotrichida; Oxytrichidae.